Lindgomyces ingoldianus is the source of this 2111-nucleotide messenger RNA. RefSeq names its product D-hydantoinase. The transcript is spliced from 3 exons. NCBI's taxonomy places the organism in Eukaryota, Fungi, Ascomycota, Dothideomycetes, Pleosporales, Lindgomycetaceae. Gene Ontology annotation, molecular function: hydrolase activity, acting on carbon-nitrogen (but not peptide) bonds. The record is from RefSeq and is a predicted model, not a curated record. The coding region runs from base 312 to 1799 and encodes 495 amino acids.
UGCAAAUCACCCAUCUGACGAUAGCUACGUUCUUGUAAUGGCUUUAGAAAUCUAUUUGUCGGUUCGAUCUAUUAUAUACGGUUCACUGACCCUUAGUGUUGGCGUUCUGGGCUCGAUUCACCGCUCCUGCGAAGUAUACCCAUGGCUACUGACUAUGAUCUCACCAUCGUGAAUGGAGUCGUUGUAACCGACACAGAGAUUGGGAGUAUGAUGUUGCGGUUAAGGGCGAGAAGAUUGCGAAGGUCGUUCCUAGGGGAGCAUUGAAAGGUACAAAGGCUGCGAAGACGAUUGAUGCCGAGGGAGGCUAUAUUAUGCCGGGAGGUGUAGAUGCGCAUGUACACCCUGAUGAACCUCCUCUCUUCGGCAAAGGCUCGACUGCUGACAAUUAUGAGACCGGUAUGUGCAGAAUCCAACCCUCAAGAGUUUUACCUCAAGUCUUCUCAGGAAGUCGAUCAGCGAUAUGCGGAGGGACAACUACAAUGGUGACAUUCGCUCCUCAGAAGAAGUCCGAAGACACCCUGCUCGACACCCUCCAUGCGACUCAUGCCAAAGCACAUGACAAUUGCUACAUAGACUACUCGUUUCACUUGAUCAUCGGCAAUCCCUCUCUAAACGCACUCUACGAAUUCAAGACCCUGCGUGAAGAAGGAAUCUCUUCGCUGAAGAUAUACAUGACAUAUGAAGCGCUACAAUUAAAUGACAGACAGAUUCUCGACGUAUUAUUGGAAGCCAGGAAGCAGAAGAUUACAACAAUGGUGCAUGCGGAGAAUGGCCAAGUAGUUGAUUGGAUUACUGCACAAUUGGAGAAGAGAAAGAUGUUCGCACCAAAAUAUCACUGCACAAGUCACCCACCCAUGGCUGAAAUUGAAGCUACAUAUCGUGCUAUCAGUCUGAGCGAGUUCAUCGAUACUCCAAUCCUAAUCGUGCAUGUUUCGACGCCAGCGGCCGCAGCCCACAUCAAGCAGGCGCAGGACAAGGGCCUGCCGAUAUACGCAGAGACUUGUCCGCAAUAUCUAUAUCUAACAAAGAAGGACCUUGAUCAACCGGGCUUUGAAGGGGCGAAGUGUGUGUGUAGUCCACCACCUCGAGAAAGUGAAGCAGAUUGCGAUGGCAUCUGGGAUGGCCUAGCGAACGAUACUUUCACCAUCCUUUCAUCCGACCACUGCCCAUUCCGGUACGAUGACGACGUCAACGGAAAGAAGACCUCCAUCAGCGAAGAUUACCCCGUCGGUCACUUCAAAUACAUUCCGAACGGCUGCCCAGGCAUCGAAACCCGUCUUGCGUUAACCCUCAGCGCUGAGCGCCUCGAAAUAAAGAAAUUCGUCCAAGUCACCUCUUCCAAUCCAGCAAAGCUUUACGGGCUCUGGCCGCGGAAGGGAGGGCUCGUUGAAGGUGAAAGCGACGCAGAUAUCAACAUCUGGUAUCCACCGGGCAAGAUGCAGGAAUAUUUUCUGAACAAUAAGAUGCUGCACCGUGAGGUAGAUUACACACCGUACGAAGGGAGGAAGAUGAAGCAAUGGCCAAGAUAUACGAUUCUCAGAGGGCAGGCGGUGUGGGAUAAAGAGAAUGGAGGAUUGUUGGGGAAGAAAGGCUAUGGAAAGUUCAUCAAGCGGGACGCGAGUUCGUUGGCGGGCCGAGGAAUCCGGGAGAAUGGGACAUACUGUUGUGAAGGCGAUGUUUACGGUAAUGAAGUGGAAUCGUCCUUGACAGUUGCUCGUGAACUAGAGUUCAUCACCGAGAGUGAUGCGUGUCCGAAACGGGCUAGUUCCCUCGUACCCAAAGUCAUUCGAGCUUGUUGAGCUAUCCAAGCAUCAUCACUUCCACAUCGCUUUGGCAACAUCCGAGUGCGGCCAAAUACACUCCCAUAUUCCAAGUAGCGAACACGACGUCCUAGGCCCUUGUACCAGUAUAUUUCCCAUAGUCUACGAUGAUCCUUCUUUGGCCCCUCACAAAGCGCGUCUUGUUUACUUAGCACGCCUCUGUUUCUUUGAGCCUCACAGAAAGUCGGUGGGCAACCCGACAGGCAUUAUUCCACCUUACUCUGCAUUAAGCCUUCCAUCAACUUCCGUAGUCUUGCAACGAAUCCAAUCCCGCAGCAGCACAUCGUUCAC